AUGUCUCUCUCCCUUGAGCACAUCGAUGCUUGUCUUCCUAUAACUGCUCUGCAAAUAUUUGUUUGGGAUGAUCGUCGGUUGAUACUACAGGGCCAAGGCCCGUUCGUUCGGGUGAUUGAUGACAGAACCGGUGAUGUGUCGGCUCAGGUUCAGACCUUCCGAAGAAACAACGUCCAUGGGUUCAUCACUCUCAAGCAAGAGCGACAGGAAGACGGGACAAGCCAUGUACAAAUUCUUGUCUGGGGCGGUCGAUCGCUCCGGAAGGUUGAUCUAUCUGUUGGUCCCGCUAGUACAGUGGCAUUGUCCGUGUCCAGCGCCGAAUUUCUUGCUCCCGACUGGAUUAUGAGCGGAUGCGCCUCUGCCCGCAAUGAGCCCCAAGGAGCUUUCGUGGUGACAGCCAACAAUGCAUUGCUGAGUGUGGAAUUAACAGAGAGUGAGACCUCAGAGUACUCCACAGCAAUUCAUAUAUACCAAUUGGCAACCAGUGUCAAAUCUAUUCUAUACUCGGCCGACGUGAUCGCCUUAUCAGCCGCCCAUAUCCUGAUUACCGCUGGGACUGUCUUUGGGGAGAUUAUUGUCUGGUCUUGUUUUGUGGAUGGCACAAAACCACAUAGUGGCGAUGUUGUUGGUUCGAUUCACCAUUUCUUCACCGGGCAUGACGGGUCGAUCUUCGAUGUUCGUAUCUCCCCGAAGAUCGCAUCAUUGAAUGGGACUCAAUCUGGUCGACUCUUGGCAAGUUGCAGCGAUGAUCGGACUGUCAGACUCUGGGAUAUCUCCGACUGUGAGAACAAAACAUCCCAGGACCCUUCGGCGUACUCCACGGACGGCUUCGAACUCCGAUGCACCGGGUUUGGUACUGGUGAAGCACGCGAUCAAGGUAUAGGGUCCGAAUCAUGUGUCGCAAAAGCAUUCGGUCACGUUGCUCGCAUAUGGGGCAUUCACUUUCGCCCCAUCGAAGACCGUUAUCAGACAAGAAUCGGGCUAGUAUCACGCGGAGAAGAUUCCACGUGUGCAUUUUGGGAUCUGACCUGGGAGUCGUCUCCAGAGGGAACAACAACGUAUCAGCUGCUCCAGACUUCUUGGGCCCAUCGCCAUUCUGGGAAACACAUUUGGUCUCUCGACCUCUGCAGCUUUGGCUCCGAUACUUCUAUUCACACAGGCGGUGCCGAUGGUGCUCUCAAAAGUUUGACCAUAAAGGAAGCCGACGACAAGUCAGGGGCCCAUAAUGCCUGCCCUUCAUCGAUAAAAAACGAUGCCACUAAAAGGGUGAAGCAGUCCAAUUUCCAGGGACUCAAAACGUUCGCCUUUGUCGCACAGGACUGCUUUAUUGCGUAUUCAACACGCAGUGAGAUUCAGCUUGGAUACGUGAGCCCAGGAACAGACAGAAAUGUCUCCUGGGAAACAAUCUGUGUCGCAGAGGAUCUUCGCACUUUUCUGGUGAUGACAGGGUCGCCCCAAAAAGGACUGGCAUUACUUGCCAACGCGCAAGGCCUGGUAUACCUGUAUAAUCACAGCACAAAAUCGGUCUCCAACCUCGCAGAGAUAAAAGGUCGACCACUUGGCCUUUUCAUCCUUCAAAGCCAGCCUCCUGGAUUGGAGGGUUCCUCGGAGCGGCUCACUUUCUUUGCCACUUAUCCCACAGAUGACAGGGCAACACUGGUUACCGUUACGAAGUGGAAUUCGGGUCAUCCACAUGUUGAGAUGAAUACCUUCAGUCUGCCAUCUGGAUUUGUAGUGGCAAGUGCGUCCUUGAUCCUCAAUGGUCAAUAUUUGGUGAUCGGUUCCAAGCUUGGUGCACUCGCUGUCUAUCAAGUUUCGAGUCUUGGUCAAUCUUCACAGCCCGUGGUUGAGAAGCGGCGUACCCAUGACCGUGAAAGCGUCAAUUACAUAGGCAGUUUGUCAUCAGUGGUCGAGAAUAACGAAAUUCAAACGGAGUACUUUCUGACUGGUGGCCGAGAUGGAAACUAUUGCCUGCAUGAGGCCUCGGUGCAAGACAAAGGAGAUGAUGCAUUUGCGCUGCAAACAGUGCAUCGCACAUCUCCUGCUUUUGGAAACAUCGAGGGAGCUUAUUUUGACGAGGCAACUGGUGAUUUGAUGUUAUAUGGAUUUAAGUCGCAGCACUUUGUCUUACGAAAUGAGUCCAAGCAUGCGGACAUCGAGUCCAUUGCCUCCGGUGGGGCUCGCCGAACCUGGGCGUUUCACCCCGGCGUCAAGGAUAAAAGCGACCCGUUGCUUUUAUGGAGAGAAGGGCCAGCUCUACGGGCUCGCCGAAUUCAACCUGAUGUGAACCGCUCACUUCGGGCUGGGGGCCACGGACGAGAAAUCAAGACCAUGGAUGUGUUCAACGCUACUGGUGGGAAGCCAUCGCUUUUCGCUACGGGUGCAGAAGACACCAUGGUGCGGAUUUAUACUCCAUCAUCAGCCGCUAAAAGCCCCUGGGGGAGCUUUAAGUGCCUGCAUAUUUUGGAUACCCACAGAAGCGGGCUUCAGCAAGUCAGUUGGUCAAAAGAUGGAAGAUAUCUAUUCACCAGUGCCGCAUACGAGGAGUUCUUGGUCUGGAGAUUCCGCUGGAUACCUUCCUUUGGGCUUGCCACGAUUCUCAUGGCGGCCAGUCCAAAGGAUGACCCGAAUUCUGAUCUCCGGAUCACAAGCUUUGACACGCUGGAAGUGGAUGACUCUGACGCCGACCGGGGUUUCCUUGUGUGCCUAGUGUUUUCCAAUUCCACGCUCAAGAUUUUCCACUUUUCACCAUGCGACGGUGGCCGCUUCACUCUUCUUGCCCGAGGAACCUACAUGACGAACUGUUUGACGCAAGCACACUUCUUGAUGAGGGACUCCUCUGUGAGUCUCAUCACCGCCGCCACGGACGGAUACUUUACCCUCUGGGAUUUGACCCGCACCCUCGAGCCAUUCUACACCAUCUCGCAGUCGACUCUAAGACUCAAACAACCUCUCACCAGCUCUUCUUUGGACGCAGAGAAAAUCACCUGCGAAAGUCGGUACCAAAUCCACUCCAACAGCGUUAAAUCCAUGGAGCUGGUCCCGCUAUCAGAAAGAGCAACGGUGGUCAUCGCCGGAGGUGACGACAACUCGUUGUCUGUGUCUCUUCUAAAGACAGCCUCCACGAACGCCAACCCAACCACGCAUGUAGCCACGAUAUCGGUUCCGGACGCCCACACUGCCUCUGUGACCUCGAUCAAAGUACUGGGACACCAACAGGCCCAGGCUUCUUCGAGUCCUGAAGCGACAGUUAUUACUGUCGCGUCCUCGGGCAAUGACCACCGAGUCAAGAUCUGGUCUGUCACGGUGGAUCCGGCCCAUAUUGCCAGCCAGGCAAUCAAUGUCGAGUUUAUGGUCGACAGGUACAGUUCCGUCGCGGAUAUCUCGUCUCUGGGUCUUCUCCGUCGCUCCAGAGAUGAUCCUGCAGUUUCGGUGCAGGCAUCUGCGCCAAGCGAGACGCAGUCGACACUGCUCGUCUGUGGUGUUGGCAUGGAAAUCCUCGGUAUCAACUCAUGA
Messenger RNA from Penicillium alfredii, 3516 nucleotides. Its product is annotated as tRNA (34-2'-O)-methyltransferase regulator RTT10. NCBI's taxonomy places the organism in Eukaryota, Fungi, Ascomycota, Eurotiomycetes, Eurotiales, Aspergillaceae. The transcript has 3 exons. Gene Ontology annotation, molecular function: protein binding. Gene Ontology annotation, biological process: tRNA methylation. Gene Ontology annotation, cellular component: cytoplasm. Bases 1 to 3516 code for a protein of 1171 amino acids. The record is from RefSeq and is a predicted model, not a curated record.